Molecule: messenger RNA, 1101 nt
Organism: Medicago truncatula (barrel medic)
Lineage: Eukaryota; Viridiplantae; Streptophyta; Magnoliopsida; Fabales; Fabaceae
Exons: 1
Coding region: 56-1039 (327 amino acids)
Source: RefSeq, a predicted model, not a curated record
UCCCAUACAUACAUUUUCCUUCCCACCUAGCUCUCUUGACUAAUUAAGGAACCAUAUGGCAAUUGAGCAAGAAAAGAUGCAGUUUCUUGGCCUCUUCGGCGUGUACAAAGAGUCUUACAAAUUAAUGUUUUCAUGGAGGAAGCUAUUAAGCCAAAUUACCUUAAUUCUCAUCAUUCCUCUCACCUUCAAUUUUCUUAUUCAAAUAGAACUAAGCGAUUUCGUCUUAGGGAAGAUUUUACACCACUCAAAUCAAAUGACCAAUCACCAUCUUGACACAGCCCAACCUCAAAAUCUCACUGAAAUCAUCACCAAAGAAUGGGCCAUUUUCUUUCUCAUCAAGAUUGCAUAUUUCAUUCUCAUCUUUAGCCUCUAUCUCUUCUCCACCUCCGCUAUUGUUUACACCGUCGCUUCCAUCUACACCGGCAACAAAGACAUAGCCUUCAACAAAGUCAUGAGUGUUAUCACAAACCUUUCAAAAAGACUUAUGGUCACUUUUUUGUGCACUCUUACAGCCGGUUUCUUUUACAACAUUAUAGCAAUGGUGAUUGCGAUUAUAUUUGCGCUUACAUUCGGUGUACGAAAUGGUGGAUCAGUUGCCGGUUUUAUCAUCAUAGGAAUCUUAUAUUUUGUUGGACUUGUAUACCUUAAUGUUGUUUGGCAAUUGGCUAAUGUUGUAACCGUGUUAGAAGAUUCAUAUGGAUUUGAAGCAAUGAUGAAAAGUAAGGAAUUGAUAAAAGGGAAGAUGGGUUUGUCCAUAUUCAUCACUUUGCAAUUCAAUUUUUGCUUCUUUGUGAUACGGUUUUUGUUUGGGAUGUUGGUUGUGAAUGGAUGGAAGUGGUUUGAACUGAGCUUGAUGAGCAGAAUAACAAUUGGGUUUGUAUGUUUCUUAUUUUUGUCUCAUUUGUUCUUGUUGAUUCUUAUUAUGCAAACUGUGCUCUAUUUUGUUUGCAAGUCCUACCAAAAUGAAAGCAUCGACAAGUGCUCUCCUUCAUUGGAACACGUGAAAGUGCAUCAAGGAGAGUAUGUAGUUGUGGUUUAAUGUCUUUGGUUCCAUAAUUAGAAAUAUAUAUGUAUCAUUAUGUAUGUGUGUGAUAGAUAUAA